GGGAAUUAAAAAACAACAAUGCUUUCAUUAAAAAAAGAAAAGAAGUAGCUGUGUCUGUCACAAAAGUUAAAAAAGUGAAAAGUCACACUGUCACAGUGAGUUGAUUCUGCAUUGCGGUCCGGCUAAAAUAAAUAUUUAGUUGUAUUUACCUCUGUUCUCAGCACAGUGGGUACGCACAAAUCUCAAACCUUUUUUAAAAACUGUUCAGAACAGAGCCGAUAUAUGUAGUGUAUUUUCUCACUACCUUACAACAGGCUUAGCUUCGUAGGUGCGUAUCAAAGCGAAGACAGGUCAAGUUUUCAGACCAAAGGGAUAGUUUGUUAUUUAGAGAACGGCUUAUUCACCUGUUAGUGCAUCGUCAAGCAAGUGGGAUAUUCUGCGCAUAGUGCUAAGAUGCCUACAAACGUCCUCAGACAUGGAGUGGUGCCUCAAAACACCGAAAGCCUCUCCGUGCACGAAGCGACAUAUGUCGGUCAAGGGAGCCCACAGUUUAAUCCAACACAAAUACCCCACAUAGUCACUGAGUCACAGAUCGGUACAACACAGUACAUCGGGUUUGUUGCUGAAUUGAAUACCUCGUUGCAGAUGGAUCAUACCAAUUACGUUAAUCAGCCGUGGGCGAUUACUCAGUGUUUGAUUCCGUGUGUCCAUACUUGUUUUCCUUCUAUGUGGUCAUUGACCAAGAAUGCAGACCGAGUUGUUGAUCGGUGGAAUGAUAUGCUCUUUCUACCAGCUAAAGUACUAGUGACUGUCCACCAUGUGACACGUGAGCGUACCAUGUACUUGACAACUGCCGACAAAGAACCGACGCCAUACACACAUCAUUUUGUGUGGUUGGAAUUCCAGAAUUUCGACGACUCCAAGGGUGUCAUUAUGAGUUCAAAGAGUGCGCGACAUAUACCUUCCACAGCGGAGCUUUCCUAUGAAAGUAAGUCACCAACACAAGUUGAGAUUGUGAGUGCGGGUGAGCUAUCAGACAAUUGGGGAAAGAAGAACAUGAAAAUCGUGAACAUUAAAAACACAAGCUCAGGCAAAAAGAAAAAGCGUAAGGGAGCGAAAGCACGCGGCACAGCCACUUCGGGUGCAGAGUCUGAAUAUGAUACUGGCAACGGUUUGUAUACUGAUGGUGAGAGAGAAGUUAACCCACUAUCAGGUUUCGCUCCAAAACCAGGAGACCUUGAUUCAUGGAUGAAUAAAAUUGAGAAAGCCAGGGCGGAUACUGAAGAUUCAAGUUCAUCUUUGCAAUCUAGAUUACAAAAUGAUACCCGGCGGGUUAAAGUCGCUUCCGACCCCACCUCCAGCCCGAAAGCACCUCCAGUAGAAGGAGGGGAGCCAGUUGUCAAGGUGCGUAAGCAGAAAUCACUUGCCCAUUUCGCUCCUACGGAUGCUUCAUCGCUACUACCGCCUGGAGAGGCCGAAAAGAAGCGACAUUCUUUCGCCUUGAACAAAGGCAUAAAGAAAAGUUUGCGGCAUAAGAGUAUGCCGGGUAAGAAUAAUCGACUCUCAAUGAGUUCCGAGAUGUUAAAUUUUAUGAAGCCGUCGAAAGGGGACAAGAGCGGAGGUGAGAUGUCCGACUGCGGUGGUAUGGACGAAAGAAGUGCACUUUAAAAUCUCAGACUUUGCUCUCUGUUCGGCGCUGAUUAGUUGUACUCCUAGCAGACUUUCUUCCAUGCUUGGGACGCUGUUCCUUUCGCAAUCUGCCAAAUCGCCUUGGAAUGCCACAGAUUGAGCUCAAGAAUGGAUUGACGAAAAUUGAAGAUCGUUCCUUUAAGUAUUUGCAACCUCAAGCAGAUAUACUGUAUAUAGAAAGGGGCGUUAUUGUAUUGCAUCCACAAACAAAAUGGUGAAAUCAACUGACUACUACAAAUCUUUUGCGCCGAGUGCCCAAGUACCUUGGACCAAUUCUGUGACUUAGAAAAGUAUCGAGGAGUAUAUUUUAAGUUGUCCGAGCAUAUCGACACGCACUUCAUGAUUUCUGAUAUUCACGAAAAAUACUUUACACAACGAUUUUAAUCAUACGUUAAUUAUGAAACGUGCUAGGCAUUUGGGGUGUUUGGAAUGGGUUUUGACAGGUGGCAUGUGGCUGUAGCGUAUGCUAAGCUAUUAAAUAUUAGACGGCUUACUAAAAACGUAAGGCACAUUCCGUCACUUGAUAUUAAAGAACUUCGAUAUGAUAUUGGA
This is a messenger RNA of Sphaeroforma arctica JP610, 2181 nucleotides long. RefSeq lists its product as hypothetical. Bases 394 to 1608 code for a protein of 404 amino acids. Lineage: Eukaryota; Ichthyosporea; Ichthyophonida. The record is from RefSeq and is a predicted model, not a curated record. The transcript is spliced from 2 exons.